AAAAGUUGGGGUUUUCCCUAGCUUCGAUUUAUCGCGGUGUCCGAGAAACACCCGAGGCGAUGAUUUCUCGUAUUCUACGAAUGUGAUACAUAAAUACGAACACGAAGAACUAAGCUACAUUCUUGUGCUGAUCCUCGUGCCGUGUGCUUCAUACAAUUAUUGGUACCAAAGCCACAUAAAAUGAAAUUCUUCGUAGUUUUCGUUGCCCUUAUCGCGGCCACAGUUGCUCAACGUCCAACUUAUGCAGGGAGUCGGCCUAUAGGACGCCCUGAUUUAGCAAGUCGUUUCAAAGAUCCUGAAGAACAAUCUACAGUGGCUGUUUACAACAGAGUUGGUGAAGAUGGUGGUACCACAGCUCGAAUUCCUGUCGAUGCUCGUGGUGAUGGUCAACUAGUGGACAGACUGAACCAGUGGCCAAGAGAACACAGACCUUUUUGGCUUCUCAAUGCUGAUCACAUUGAAGCUUCCAGAAACCAACAAAAUGUCGAAACAAGAUCUGGAUUUAAUAUCAAUAGCGAGGGUGCCAGACCUAUAAGACCAGCCGAACAAAGAUCGUCAUUUUUGGGGCCGCUGAACUCAACUUCGAAAUGAUUCUGUGAUACUUAAUGACUGUUAACAUAAAUAUUCCAAUAAUUAUGUAUGAGUUUUGUUGUUUUUUUAAAUGUUCAUAUUGAUAAUGACAAUAAAAAAAUCAUGUACACAAAAA
Molecule: messenger RNA, 706 nt
Organism: Tribolium madens (black flour beetle)
Lineage: Eukaryota; Metazoa; Arthropoda; Insecta; Coleoptera; Tenebrionidae
Exons: 2
Coding region: 181-591 (136 amino acids)
Source: RefSeq, a predicted model, not a curated record